Molecule: messenger RNA, 246 nt
Organism: Eutrema salsugineum
Lineage: Eukaryota; Viridiplantae; Streptophyta; Magnoliopsida; Brassicales; Brassicaceae
Product: UPF0057 membrane protein At2g24040
Exons: 2
Coding region: 13-246 (77 amino acids)
Cellular component (GO): membrane
Source: RefSeq, a predicted model, not a curated record
UAUUGAUGAGAAAUGGCGAACGGGUGCGAGAUUUGCUGUGAAAUAAUGAUCGCCAUAUUCAUCCCUCCACUAGGGGUUUGUCUAAGGCAUGGCUGUUGCACUACGGAGUUCAUGAUAUGUCUGAUCCUAACGCUUCUGGGAUACGUACCGGGCAUCAUCUACGCACUCUAUGCAAUCGUCUACGUGGAUAGUGAUAAGUUCUUCGACGAGUACCGUCGUCCACUCUUCUACGCCCACUCACCUUGA